AUGUACGUAUUACUGAACCUCAAAGAUGGAUCCAGAUUAACCGACGUGGUUCAAUUACUGUUCGCGCACGGCCAUACAGCUGUAAGUGUCGCUGAGAAAGUUGAACAUCUUUGCCCAACGUGUGAACGAUCCGCCGGACAACGCUUCAGUAAUGUAGAACACUUCAAAAGUGUUUCUCCAACUACACCGACUUUUAUCGUACCAGAGUGUAAACCAGAGGUGCCGAAGACGACAUCAAUGUUGCAGCAAACUGAUAUCGUGACACGGCCACCAUCACCUGAUGCAGUACCCAACGGUGAAGUCAGCCCUGUAGAAGUACCUCACCGAGAAACAUCACAUCUAAACAUGAAAGUGAUCCCGCUGCCACCGGUUGAGCCAGCUGAGGUCAAAGAGGAGCCAUCGGAGUUUGUAGACCGGACUAGCGCUCCCUCAACGGAACAGCCAUCCAAUGGCGAAAGCAGUCAUUUUAUCAUAACUUCAGCGCUGGAGCUCUUAGGACAUGCAAAUACCAGCAAUACCGACUCUGGACUGGAUCAAGGGAGCUUUGAAAGAGAAACAAAAGAACACAAUGUGCCCCACUCUAAGCGCAAAGCUCGUAUUGAAAUGCUUGGUCUGGAGACGUUUCAAUGCCAGCUAUGCAAGAAGGCAAUCACCAGACAAGGACAAUAUGCAAACCUAGUCAACCAUUUAUCACGACAUGCACGAUUGCACGCUUCAAAAAAGCAGUACUGCUGUCCGGUCUGCCGAGCCUCUUUCUCCCGACGCUAUCUUGCCUACGCACAUGUGAGAGAGGCGCAUCCGAAGAUUGGGCAUGUGGAACCUUUGGACCAUGGACGAGAACUACGCGAGGAGUACAGGGCGUUGUUGGAGGUGUGCUUUCCCGGCGCCAGUUCACGGCGAAAAACUGUCGCCGCGCAGAACGCAUCCGAUCUAAAUGAUGUAAAAGACAUGGAAGAAAAUGAUUUAAUGGAGGCGCCAGAGCAGUGUGGCGUCCUAUCGCAACUGCUUGAACAAUAG
Necator americanus (New World hookworm) is the source of this 1017-nucleotide messenger RNA. RefSeq lists its product as uncharacterized. Lineage: Eukaryota; Metazoa; Nematoda; Chromadorea; Rhabditida; Ancylostomatidae. The coding region runs from base 1 to 1017 and encodes 338 amino acids. The record is from RefSeq and is a predicted model, not a curated record. The transcript has 8 exons.